AUGAUCACCGACCGCGUCGCGCCUCUCCCGACCAGCCCUACCAUCCACAGUACAAGUCGGCGAAGCCAGCCUCUCCGAAUCGCGCCUCGCAAUUUCGUGGAACGGCCAGGUCCGACGACCGCCACGUACCAACCAGUCUCCUGGACUCCGGACAUGACCAACUGGGCUGCGAUGACGACUCAGAGCCAUCAACCUAUAUCACUAGAGCCUCGCGCGGUACCGGAUCUCCCAAAGAAUCGGAAUAACCCCAUUUUCCCGCCUGGGACGGUGGACCCGAGUCUCAUCGACCCGCGAUUGCUCCAGCAUCGCUACAGCUCGAAGGAUCCGAUCCAGGAACGAUACCCCUUCCCCGCUCUGCCUCAAGAGCCAUUGCCACCGCCGAAUCCCACGGGUCGACUCACAUCCCCCUUUGUCCCACAACAUUCACCCAUCAUUGCGAAUGCGUCGUCGGUGGCCACUUGUCCGACACCACACGGGUCGAUCAAUGGGUAUCCUCGGCCUGCGCCAACUCCGCCGGUGGGGCAGGAUGACUUCUUUCGCAAUCAGCUCAAUGCUCCGGUUUUCAUAUCGACCGAGUCUUCCCCGCAAAACUCGACGGCCAUACCGGUCGACCAGUUAUCGGCUUACCGAACUGCACUCGCAGCCAGGACAGUACCGCCUUCGGUCCAAAUACCGUCAGCUCCGACGACUUCUAUAGUGCCACCCGCGAGACUGGACGGAGUACGGGAGGGCACGAGCAACGUCAACACCGCGACUGGUCUUCUCGCUGGUGCUCCGAGCGCGGGCCCGACUGUCAAUAACUCGACCACUCCUGCAGCGGCCAUCCCACCAGAGAUCGAGUUUUCGGAUGAGGUCAACAACGCCGCUCAGCUCCUGUUCGGCCUUCGCGCAACUCAGCCGGCCGUCGCGCCCGACGUGGCAUGCCAAACACUCCCUCCACCGGCAGACAGCAAGAUUUUCUCCAAGACAAAGAAGCCACGAGCCCAGCCGAAGCCAAAGCCAAAGUCGGCUACAGAGCCCAAAGCGAAAGCGAAACCUAAGCCCAAGCCGAAGCGCAAGUCCAGCGCAACAGCGAGCGAUUCCAGCCUACUUUCACCCCCAAAGAAGGUCGGACGGACCACGCAGAACUCGCUCAGGACCCAACUCGCAGAGCCGACAUGCCCUCCAGCGUCGCAGAACCCCGCCCGGGUCCGGUUCCGGAGUGAAGACUCGGUGCGGGAGUUUGACCGACUAUCACCCAUCACUAGCUCGCCACCUUCCACUCCGCCUUCGACCGCGGCUUCAGCACUGCCAUCUCCGCCUCCGACCCUCAAGAAUCCUCUUCCACGGCGGCCGACGGUAUACACUCGGAAGAAGGCAUCCAAUGACCCGGGACAAGGGAUCGAGAGGCCCCCGCCCCCUCUCCGGGCUCAUCUGGAGCGAGGAGAGCGGUCUCUCUCCCCCGACAGCUCAGAUGACGAGCAAGUACUGCUCUCCGGAUCGACGGACGGUAAACGAGCUGAGCAAGGGGAAAGGAUGGAAGACCGCUCUUUGAUGUCCUUGAUCUCUGCGUCGCCGCAAAACAGAGCACUGCUGAAAGAGAAGGCAGUCGAGGUCAGAGCCGAGAACGUCGACGAAGCAUGGAGGCGAUGGGCGGAAGUCACGAUGAUCUGGGCCUCGGCAAGCAGGUUUCCGACCUCCGCCAUCCGGACGACUCUGCUGUGCGACAGCGGGCCUGACGACGAAGAUAUGACCGAGGCCGACUGGGAGUGCGCUUCAAAUCUGUCCAUUGCGCUGGAAGAGUUGGCCGCUGAGUGA
Molecule: messenger RNA, 1797 nt
Organism: Dioszegia hungarica
Lineage: Eukaryota; Fungi; Basidiomycota; Tremellomycetes; Tremellales; Bulleribasidiaceae
Exons: 3
Coding region: 1-1797 (598 amino acids)
Source: RefSeq, a predicted model, not a curated record